CCGGUGAAAGAGGCGAAUCUUCUCAGUCCUCCGAGCCGCGAUCAGAGCCCAAAGCAGGCCCAGAGACACCCCCCCGACACGGCUCUACGGGCUCCGCGGCCUCUCGGGAGCGGCCAUGGCCCACUGAUACGCGAAUCCAACCGCUUUGCCACUGUGAACUACACCGAUUUCGCGACGGAAACAGCGCGCCUCGGCUACAGCUUUUGACGUAGCGGUGAAGUGUUAGCAUCCAGGGCUAGCUGAAGACGCGGCUCGCCUCGCCUCUGCAUCUGUGUGUUUGUUCAACAUGUCAACUACGGGUUUCAACUCUCAGAACGGGACGGGAGCAGGGCAGCCCUACACGAACGGUCCCUCUCAGAACCUCCAGCAGCUGCCCGGGGUGAAUUAUGGCAUGGCUCAGCUUCAGAACUACAACCAACUGCAGGCCAAAGCACCUAUGGGCCCUGGACUGUACCCCACGUCUGCCCCGGCUGCCCCCUACCAGAGCCACCCUGCCCAAACUCACCCCACCCAGACCCACCCUCCUGUCUCCUCAUACCAACCCCUUAUGCCCCACCCGCCCCUGAGAGGAGGCUCUUUGCCCCACACCCCUCCCCUCUCUGCCAGCCCGGUGCCCAGAAUGCCCUCGGCUCAGAGCACACCUCCGCCGCCCCCCGUCUCCUCAAGCGGGUACUACGCCAGCCCGCACCAGACGCCCUCUAUGGGACAGCCCUGGCAGUACAACGCAGCGCCCACCAACCCGCCGGCACCUAUGACCCCGCCCCACGGACAACAGGCAGCGACCAAUCACAUGCCUCCGCCAAUGUCUAUGGCUCCGCCCACCUCUGCCUACAGCGCCCCUCCCCCGACGAACACUGCCACCAUGCCCCCGGGACCAGCGCUGCCCCCUACCUCUCUGCACGCGUACAGCCAGCCAGGUAUAGCUCCUCCACCCGUCACCCCCAUGGCCCCACACACGUACCAGCCGGGCAGACCUCCUUAUGGCGCCCUUCCCUCUGGAGCUGCACCCACGGGACCCCCACCACCCAUGGGACCCCCUCCACCCAUGGGUCACCCGCCCUCAAUGAAGCCCACUCCUCCUCCCACAGGACCCCCCAUGGGCAAUGCCACCCCUCCCCCUCCAAAGGCUGACGCUCAGUGGGACGGGGUCAACCACACUGCUCCCCCCUCUGAGUCUGAGGAGGGAGACGUGGAGUGCCCAGGAACAAUGGCUGGAAAUGGCCCUCAGGCUCCCAACAGCUACAAUCACAUGGAGAACAAACCAGGCGGCGUUCCUCAGCCAGGCCCUCCAGGACGACACUUGGGGCACUACCCGUCUCUCCCGCCAGGGUACCAAAGCUCUCCACCUGGGCACGCCGGUCAGCCUUACCCGCUCAAACAGCAGCCCUACCAGCAGCCUGGCCCGGCCCAGCUCAGCCCCUCUCUGGCUUCCUUGAGUCUUCAGUCUGGGACCCCCGAGGCUCUGAGAGUCGUAAACCUUCUCCAGGAGAGAAACCUGCUGCCCCCUGGACCCCUCACCCCACCAACGCCCUGUCUGACCCAAGACCUGCAGAGGGUCAACUGCAACCCAGAAGUUUUCCGUUGUACACUGACCAGUAUCCCUCAAACCCAGUCUCUCCUCAACAAAGCCAAGCUGCCCCUUGGCCUGCUGCUGCACCCAUUCAAAGACCUCUCGCAGCUCCCGGUGGUGACGUCCAGUACGAUCGUGCGCUGUCGCUCGUGUCGGACGUACAUCAAUCCUUUUGUGUCGUUUUUGGACCAGAGGCGCUGGAAGUGUAACCUGUGCUACAGAGUCAACGAAGUUCCAGAGGAGUUCAUGUAUAACCCGGUGAGCAGAGCAUACGGAGAGCCCCAUAAGAGACCAGAGGUUCAGAACGCCACCAUCGAGUUCAUUGCACCUUCAGAAUAUAUGUUGAGACCUCCUCAGCCGGCCGUGUACCUGUUUGUUCUGGACGUGUCUCAUAACGCCAUGGAAACGGGAUACCUGCAUGUCUUCUGUCAGUCACUGCUCGACAACUUAAACUCACUUCCCGGAGACUCCCGGACUAAAGUGGGCUUCAUCACAUUCGACAGCACCAUUCACUUCUAUAACCUCCAGGAGGGUCUCUCACAGCCACAGAUGCUUAUAGUGUCAGAUAUAGAAGAUAUAUUUUUACCAACACCAGACAGCCUUCUAGUAAACCUUAAUGAGAGCAAAGAGUUGGUUCAGGACCUGUUGAAGAGUCUGCCCACUCUGUUUGAGAAGACUAUGGAGACUCAGUCUGCUCUGGGCUCCGCGCUGCAGGCCGCCUUCAAGCUGCUGUCGCCCACUGGGGGGCGCAUGUCUGUGUUUCAGACCCAGCUUCCAAACCUCGGGGCUGGAGCACUGCAGUCCAGAGAAGACCCCAACCAGAGGGCUGCUGCAAAGGACGUGCAGCACUUGUCUCCAGCCACAGACUUUUAUAAGAAACUGGCUCUGGACUGUUCUGGCCAGCAGGUGGCAGUGGACCUGUUCCUGCUCAGCGCUCAGUACUGCGACCUGGCUUCCCUCGGCUGCAUCUCCAGGUACUCUGCAGGCUCUGUGUAUUAUUACCCUUCGUACCAUCAGCAGCACAACGUCGCUCAGGUCGAACGCUUCCAGAAGGACCUUAAGAGAUAUUUAACACGAAAGAUCGGCUUCGAAGCUGUUAUGAGGAUACGCUGCACUAAAGGCCUGUCGAUCCACACGUUCCACGGAAACUUCUUCGUGCGCUCCACAGACCUGCUCUCGCUUCCCAACGUGAACCCAGAUGCAGGAUUUGCAGUUCAGAUGUCCAUCGACGAAAACCUGGACGACCUGCAGGUGGUGUCCUUCCAGGCCGCGCUGCUCUACACCUCCAGCAAAGGAGAGAGAAGGAUCCGAGUGCACACGCUCUGUUUGCCGGUGGUGAAUUCUCUGUCGGAUAUUUUUGCUGGAGCCGAUGUUCAGGCCAUCACUGGACUGCUGGCCUGUAUGGCUGUGGACCGCUCAGUGACGGCCAGCCUGAGUGAUGCCAGAGACGCUCUGACCAACGCAGCCAUAGACUCUCUGUCCUGUUACAGACAAUCUGUGCUGACCAUCCAACAGCCCGGGCUCCUGGCCCCUGCCUGUUUAAGACUCUUCCCCCUUUAUGUGCUCGCACUGCACAAACAGAAAGCCUUCAGAGUGGGGACGAGCACCAGACUGGAUGACCGCGUGUUUGCCAUGUGUCAGCUUAAAUACCAGCCGCUGGUCUACGCCAUGUUAAUGAUCCACCCUGCGCUCUACAGAGUGGACGAUCUCACCGACGAGGGCGCGUUGAACAUAAAUGACCGGACGAUCCCUCAGCCCAGGGUCCUGCAGCUGUCUGUGGAGAAGCUGAGCAGGGAGGGGGCCUUCCUGAUGGACGCAGGGACGGUGAUGUAUUUGUGGAUUGGUCGAAACUGUAACCCAGCCUUCCUCACACAAGUCCUGGGCGUGCCGAGCUACGCCGCUGUGCCUGAAAACCUGUAUCUCCUCCCAGAGCUGGACACAGCCGAGUCCCAAAGAGUGAGAGUGUUUGUGGGGUGGCUCAAGGACCAGAGACCCUUCGCUCCCACGCUGCACAUCAUCAGGGACGAGAGCCAGAUGAAGACCAGCUUUUUGCAGAACAUGAUCGAGGACCGAACGGAGUCUGCGCUGUCCUAUUACGAAUUCCUGCUUCAUCUGCAACAACAGAUCUCCAAAUAAACCGGAUGCCCUGCCCCUUUCCCCCUUUAUCCUCCCCUGCGUGUGCAGAUCUAUGUAAAUGAGCGCGAAUGUCGGACAAAAAUAAACUCUAAUCUAACUUUUCAGACUGACCAAUCAGAGAGAAGCAAUGAAACUUAUGAAGCUACUGGCGCUUUUUGUAUCCAGCUAAAGCAUCGGAUGGCGAACUGCAACCCAAAGGUGAUCCAAGUCCGUAUAGAUCUAAUGAAUCAGUGUUUUUCUCAUAGAACAAUGCUGUGCAACUGACCCCAGGCAAGAAGAGAUACAUGAGAUUGAUGUUUUUCUGUUUAAAAUCGCUAUUUCUUCACUAAACAUGAUUCAAAAAUAGGGAUGUUCUGAUAUCACCUUGUAAGAGACGAAGGAGUACUUAAUAUUUGUGAAAUUAUUUUAAUUCAGUUAUUUUUGUGACAUGUUAGGACUAGGGUAAAUGAAGGAACCAAACUAAAGCAAUAUUCAGUUAAUAAGUUACACAUUUUCAAAAGAGAAAAACAGUGACGAAUCAGAGUAUUUACGAGCCAAAUUGUGUCAAAGCUCAACAACUACAUCAGGACGCAAAAACAACCAAACAUCUUAAAUAUGAUAAUUAGCAGUCAAAUUAUUAUUCAUAUUUUUUUCUGAAUUAAUUUUAUGCUUUGUAAUUACAUUUCUUACUUGCCUUACAAAACUGAUUAAAAUGUCUGGUGUCUUACAAUUAGAUUUUUUUUUUUUUGAAAUCUCACCUUUAUACAUUUUUGCAACUCAUAUCCAACCUGAGCCCCAUAAUUCUAAAUAAUGACAAACUUGAGUACUGAAGCGUAUCUGAACAGCCCUGUUUUUACCUGAAGACCUGUUCUUGAGACUGUUAGUGGGUGUCACUGUAGAGCAUUUAAAUGUUUAUUCACUGUUGUGUGUUUGUAUGAGGUAGCCUUGUUGGCACGUCCACUUUAUUUCUAAUUUAAAAUACAAGUCUAAAAUUAAAUCGCAAUAAAGACGUGAUAUUUGAAAAGAGGAAACACGAUCUCUAAGUUAGAAGUAACGGUUAUCCUGAUCCGACUGUGUUUCCAAUCAAAGAAUUAAGAUAAGGUUGUGAGCUCAAAUCCUGGACAGUGCUUUGGUGAACGAUGGGUCAAAUUUCAGACAAAAUAUUCAAGUUCCGUUGUGUAACUUUUCUAUCAGAGGGACCUCUACUUGCUUGUAAUGUUCCGCUUUAUGGCUUUAAACUUAUCGAUUGUGCAUUUAUUGAAUUACAGGUGGUUUUCUUACCAAAUGAUCCACUAUCCACAGAACUGGCAUUUAAUUAACCCAGUUUCAUCACCUGCUUGGGAAAGUUUAAUGCCAUACUGUGGAACAUUUUAGGCAAAGCAACACCAGAAAAGUUACACAUUGCAUCUUUUAAUCACAUUUUACUGGCCUAGCUAUGUAAAAAUCUCGCUUAAUAGAGCUCAACGGUGACGACCCACCCCCUGGUUCUGGUUUCCCAUUCGUUUUUCCCAUAGACUUCCCAUGGACUAUCUGGUAACUAAAGACCUGUUUCUGAAACUUUAGAAACUGCUAAGUUAUUAAAACAUUUCACAGUAUCUUGCUUUUUAAACAUGUUUUUUUUUUUUACUUAAAAAAAUCCCCAUAUAUUGUUAUUGGUUAGCACGUAGCCGGUUAGUCUCUGAGUUCAUAUUAGUCAAUGGGAAAAGUGAAUGGAAAAUUGACUUGUGGAAACCAUAGCCAACUUGAAAGUGGGUGGGACUGUGGAGCGCCAUUCUUUGGUCAGUCCUUUUGGUGUUGUUUGGUGUAAUUUGGUUCAAAAUGCUCUUAAACCAAUGCAAUACCUCAUACAAAUGCAUUUCACAUGUUCAUACAGAAGUGUGCUUUUAUUCUAGUCAUUAUAUUUGUGUGUCGACAAAAUUCUAGUUUAUUUUGAAAUUGUUGAACUGUCUGAAGUCAGAAGGACAUGGUGGUCGUGGAAGAGCAGAAAGGUUUUGUUAUAUCCAUUUGAAAAUGUCCUGUUUUUUUUUUCAUCCUUUCACUGAAAAAACUACAUUUCUACACAGUUUAAAAUGGCUAAAAUUCAAUAUAGAAAUCUUGUUUUGAGUAGUGUUGACAACUGCAUUAACUUCAUUCAUUUGGCCAAUAUUUCAGACUUGUUUUGUGAUACUUUAACUGCGACUACUACUUUUGCAAUCACAAUGUUCCACUUGCAGGGUUAAGAAAAUUGCACUUCAUGUUGUUUUUUUUAAACCCAAAUUUCUACCAGUUUUGAUUUAAAUAAGUUAAAAAUGCAAAUCGAUUUAUACAGAAAACUUGUGUUGACCUUACUAUCAAAACAAGAUUAAAGAUGCACUAUGUAACUUUUCAUCAUGAGGUGUUCGCCAUCUGCUUGUCUCCAUGGAGAUGUUAUUGUGUUGUCUGGAAUGUUCCACAGUAGAGCGUUAAACAUAUCUAUCCUGCGUUUAUUCAUUCAUCUUAUAUUUUUACCUUGGGGAAAAACUUGCUUUCUUAACGUGAGCGGGUCUCCUCUCCACAGAUCAGACCUGUAACUCACCGGCUAACAUUUUAAUGCCAUAUUGCGGACAUUCAAUAACAUUCAAGGCAAAGCAGUAACAUUACCAUGGAGACAACAAAGCAACGGCUCCUUCUCCAGUAAAGUUACAAAGUGCAUCUUUAAAAUUCAAGUCAUUUUAACGUGCACAAUCGUUUUUUGCAGUGUUGACUUUCAGAAAUUGUAGUUUUGUUUCUUUUGUGACGAUUGUUUAAUUUAAAACUCCCGAUCAGAUUAAAUGCUCUAAUUGCCUUGUACGGGAACUCACUUUUUAUUUUUAUUAUAAUUAUUAUUAAGCCUCUGUCUCUAUAUAUGAAAUAUUUUAAUAUAAUAGGAUAUGGGAAAUCUAACACAGACAUAACAAAGCCAUUGUGAUCUUUUAAACAUGCUUAUUGAUACUUGUACAUUGAACAGACUGCGUUAUAUAAAGGUAAUAAUGAUUUUAGUAUAAACUUAAGGUGAAAUGACGCUAAAAUAAAAUGUUUGGGACUUUUUA
Molecule: messenger RNA, 6732 nt
Organism: Boleophthalmus pectinirostris (great blue-spotted mudskipper)
Lineage: Eukaryota; Metazoa; Chordata; Actinopteri; Gobiiformes; Gobiidae
Gene: sec24a
Product: SEC24 homolog A, COPII coat complex component
Exons: 24
Coding region: 287-3706 (1139 amino acids)
Biological process (GO): COPII-coated vesicle cargo loading; intracellular protein transport; endoplasmic reticulum to Golgi vesicle-mediated transport
Cellular component (GO): endoplasmic reticulum exit site; COPII vesicle coat
Molecular function (GO): SNARE binding; zinc ion binding
Source: RefSeq, a predicted model, not a curated record